AUGGAGAAGGCCACGAUGCCCAGCGCGCCGGUCCGGACGCUCGCCCUCGCCCUCCUGCUGCAGGGCAUCCCCGGGGGCGACGCGGCGCCCAACCCGUCGCCCCUGGUGGGCUCCAACUGGGGCAGCCCGCGGAGGUUCUUGCACCUGCAGACCUCCACGGAGCUCAGCAACUUCUACUUGGAGAUCAAGCUGGACGGAACCGUGCGGAGAAGCACCAGCAGGAAUCCGUACAGCGUCGUCAUGCUGAAGGCGGACACCAGGGAGCGCGUCGCCAUCCUCGGCGUGAAAAGCAGCCGAUACCUGUGUUUGGACCUGGACGGAACCCCCUUCACUUCAGCUGUGUGUCUGCGCGACGACUGCGUGUUCGAGCACAGACUCCUGGAGAACAACCGCGACGUCUUCUACUCUGUGCGCACCGGCAUUCUGCUCAAUCUGGAGGGCUCCCGCCAGGUGUUCGCGGCCGGACACAACCUGCCGCCCACCUCGCUCUUCCUGCCCAAGAGCAGCACUGUGCCGCUGGAGCGCCUCCUGUUGCACCGGGAGAGGCGGAACCGGCCGCGGGACCCCGCCGGCGCCGCCGCGGGCUCCGACUCCCGGGCCGUGCCGGAGGACGACGACGCUGAGCUGGAGCCGCAGGAGCCCGGGGACGACGGCGCCAACGUGUCGCGGGAGUUGCUCCGGGAGCCGCCGGCCCACGACCCGUGGAGUGUACAUUCGUCGAACCCUUCCAGCCCGCGCGGCAGCGGAACCGUGAGAUGA
This is a messenger RNA of Phycodurus eques (leafy seadragon), 759 nucleotides long. RefSeq names its product fibroblast growth factor 23 (gene fgf23). The coding region runs from base 1 to 759 and encodes 252 amino acids. The transcript has 3 exons. Gene Ontology annotation, biological process: positive regulation of protein phosphorylation; fibroblast growth factor receptor signaling pathway; regulation of cell migration. Gene Ontology annotation, molecular function: type 1 fibroblast growth factor receptor binding; growth factor activity. Lineage: Eukaryota; Metazoa; Chordata; Actinopteri; Syngnathiformes; Syngnathidae. Gene Ontology annotation, cellular component: cytoplasm. The record is from RefSeq and is a predicted model, not a curated record.